AUGACAACCAAGACCCUCCCAACAAACUCCUCCGAGCCCUCCUAUAUCGACUACGAGGCCUUCCUCUCCCCUACAUUCUCCCCUCACUCCUUCGCUAACACUCUUGUCCUUGCAACCAACAACCCCUCUGACUCACCCCUCGACCUCGCAACACCCCUCUCCAAAGUUCUUUUCGAUAUCCAAGAAGUUAACACACAUAUUGACUCACUAACAGCUCGCUCAGCGGGGUCUUUACUCUCUCACACCCGCGACCAGACUGACGCGAGCAAAAAGAUUGCUGAUACGCUAGAGCCGCAGAUUAAGGCGGUCAACGACUCGUAUCGGCAGCUAGAGAGGGAAGUUAUUGAGCGGUAUGAGCAUGCAAAGGAAGUGAGGGAUGUUGUGGAUCGGUUAUGGCAUGCGACGAGGUUGAUGAGGGCUGUUUCGAGGGCGCUGGUGUUGGGACGGCAGCUGGAAGCGCAGUUUGCGGAGUUGAAUGCAGGCGUUAAGGGCAAGGAGGAUCACCGUGCUCUGGGGAGAUGCGUCCACACGGUUUUGGCCCUCAGGGAGUUGUUCGAUGGAAGUGCUGGAACUAAAGAUGCAGGCGGUUCCAGCAAGGAGGUUGCUGCCCUCCUUGAAAACGUGACGGUGAUCAAACAACUUAAAGACAGCAUCCUCACUCCCGUCGAAAAAACCGUCCGCGAAACCGCUGAGCGCAUCAUCCGCGAAUUCUCUGUCGGCACCACUACAUUCGCCCAAUCCGAAGACCUCAAAUCACGCACUAUUUCCGCCCUCACCUCUCUCUAUCUCCUCUCGCCCAUUCCCCUAUCCCCCGCCAAACAGUGGAACCCAACCUUCAUGCUCUCAGCCCUCGAAGCUUACCUCCGCUCGGCCCUCCAAUCUUCCAUCGCCUCUCUGUCAAGGGCACUUACCAACCUUCCCAAUCUAGACCGCACCCUUGCUGAAAUUUCCGCCCGCUGUCAGAAUAUUCUCGCGUUAGAAACAAUUCUCGACUCAACCAAACCCCCUAUUCACCCCCUCUUGAGCACCAAACUUGCCUUCUCAGGCACACUGCUUCAACCUCUUUUAACUCAUCUCGAAACGGGCUCCCUUCAAAGCUACUUCUGGCGGACCCUCGCCGCCAACAUGGCGCCUCGAGUGCAGGAGAUUGUAAACAAAGGGGGCGCGGCGGCACGAAAUCUAAAGGGGAACCGGCAGGUUGUCGGGGAUGCGUUGAGGGAGUGUGUGUUGAGGGGAGGGGAGGUGCCAAAGAAUUUUGCAGCUUCCCUGGGGUUAGCGGGGACAGGGGCUAAGGGGGAUGCAGGCAAAGGGAAGAGUUGGGAUAGGGAGGUUGCAGUUAUGGUGGGGAGUGUGGUUAAUAACUUGGGAAAGUGA
Molecule: messenger RNA, 1374 nt
Organism: Thermochaetoides thermophila DSM 1495
Lineage: Eukaryota; Fungi; Ascomycota; Sordariomycetes; Sordariales; Chaetomiaceae
Exons: 1
Coding region: 1-1374 (457 amino acids)
Biological process (GO): intra-Golgi vesicle-mediated transport
Cellular component (GO): COG complex
Source: RefSeq, a predicted model, not a curated record